This is a messenger RNA of Colletotrichum paranaense, 525 nucleotides long. RefSeq lists its product as uncharacterized. The transcript is spliced from 3 exons. The coding region runs from base 1 to 525 and encodes 174 amino acids. The record is from RefSeq and is a predicted model, not a curated record. NCBI's taxonomy places the organism in Eukaryota, Fungi, Ascomycota, Sordariomycetes, Glomerellales, Glomerellaceae.
AUGGAUGAGGAAGAUCUGAUCGAGUUCGAUCCUGAACCGAUUGAGGAGAUGAAACACCUUUGCUUAUGGGAAGGCUGCGUUUGUAAACGUAAACGUGAUAGCGUCCAGAAAGAUGGCGUAACUACACUUCUUAGUGCCACAAACUCCUCAUCCGAGCACCAGGCCAUCGCCUCGACCCCUUCAUUGAACAACACUCAGCCCGAUGUGCAGACAACUCACAAUACGACCAGCCCCAACGGAGGACAGGUCGUUCUGCCCAAGAAAGCAGCCGAGAAGAAAGAAGUUGCCACAACAAAGCAAUACAAGCGAGACCCGACCGUUUGCUUGGUCGGAUUCCAUAACCACUAUUUGUGGGAAACGCUUUAUGAAGCAGGUCAUCGUUGUGAUGUCUGCAAGAGGAUGCAAACCAAGCACAUCCAUACCUGCCCCAGAUGCCCUUUCAAGAUAUGCUGGGCCUGUCGAUGUGACUAUGGACUGACCAACAAGACGGCCAAGGAAUUGCGCCGCCGACGUAACCGAGUCUAG